AUGUCGGGAUUGUGGGGUUGGCGUCUCCAGACUGCAGGGAGUGGGAUGUCACAGACAAAUGUGUGCUGUCAGUACUCCCAUCUGGGGCAGGAUACUGUCAUUGUUCAUGUCUACGUGAUCCCUGCAUUUACAUGGACGCUCUCAUUGGGUAUUAUCCUGGGCCAAGUCAUCAUUCAGCCCAUCACGUCACUGCUGACGCUCCUCAAAGGAAUCCUGCUGGUUAUUACCGUGUCCGUGACAUUUGUUGUGGGUUCAGAAGUUCACCAAGAGACCACGAAUGACUUCACCCAAAUCGGGAAACCUUUUCUAAUGGGAACAGUAGCUCUCGGUGGGAUUGUCAACGUCAUGCCUUUUUUAUUUUCUGAAAUCUCCCAUGUUAAAACACAGGUCUUAUGGUUCAGAAGAGCUGUACUAGGGGGACUUGCCACAUGCACACUCUUAAAUAUAUUAUGGCUGCACACUUUAGGGAGUGGAGGAGGAGCCAACUGA
Messenger RNA from Rhinichthys klamathensis goyatoka, 489 nucleotides. RefSeq lists its product as uncharacterized. Lineage: Eukaryota; Metazoa; Chordata; Actinopteri; Cypriniformes; Leuciscidae. Bases 1 to 489 code for a protein of 162 amino acids. The record is from RefSeq and is a predicted model, not a curated record. The transcript has 6 exons.